UUUGAUAGUGCAGUUUGAUAUUUUCAAUAUUAGUGUUUGGAUUAGGCGUCGCUAAUCUAACUAUAUGCAAUUUCGUUGUUUGUAGUAUUAUAUUUUUGUAUAUAUAGUUUUCAAGGAACGGCUCUUUCCAAAAACAUUAUCAACUACUGGUCCCGUGAAUUUAGUUAUUUAUUUAUUAAUUUAUUUUGGUGGUAAAAUUGAAGAUGUUUGUGAUUAUGAAAUUUUCAAUUAUCUAAUGGAUUACCAAGACUGAGGGAUAGAAGUUCUUGACCUGAAGUUGGUCUUUCCUCGAUGGCAAGGAGCUUGGGGGUUGAGAGUUUUGUUCUGAUGAAGUGGCUUCAGAAAUCUAUUAUGGCACGCAUUUUCCAGUGAUGUGUCAUUAUGCAUGACUUCAUUCUCUAGUUUUGAAUAGAGUAGCAAAGCAAUAAUCAACUGCAGUGGAACAUUUUAUCAAGUCAUGGAAGGAAGUAGGAGAAAUUUCGUCAACAAAAGAUCUCAACCUCAGUUCAAGAGAACAGGAGGCCCUAUUAAAAGAAGAGAACGUAAUUCUCCUAGGGAAGAAUCUGAAGCUUUUCAUUUGUCUAAGACAGUUUAUCGUAUCCUUUGUCAAUCUAAAAAGAUUGGUAGUGUAAUUGGAAGGGGUGGUGAUAUAGUGAGAGCCCUCAGAGAAGAGACUCAAGCUAAGAUUACAGUUUCAGAUUCUGUUCCUGGUUCAGAUGAGAGGGUGAUUUCAAUUUUUAGUCCCUCAGAUAAAUAUGGGAAAACACGAAGAGGCAGAGACAAUGAAAGAAGAUAUGGUUCUAUGGAGCCACAUUGUGCUGCUCAAGAUGCUCUCCUAAAAGUUUUUGACAAAAUAGUCAAAGAAGAAAUUCUUGGAGCUGACAAUAGGAGUAGGGAUGAAACUGUGGUCACUGCUCGCCUUUUGGUUUCAAAUAAUACUGUUGGCUGUAUUUUGGGAAAGAAAGGAGAUGUGAUCCAAAGAUUACGCAGCGAGACUGGUGCAAACAUACGCAUUCUUCCUGUCGAACAUCUACCUGCUUGUGCAAUGAGCGGUGAUGAAUUAGUGCAAAUAUCAGGUAAAGCUGCGAUAACUAAGAAAACACUGUAUAAAAUAUCAACCCUUCUGCAUCAGAAUCCACGUAAAGAUGCUCCUCCUUUACAAUUUUCAAGUCAUGCUAGUCAAGGAUUUGACCUGCCUGGUCCUCCAAUAAGAAAUGAUCAUCCCACUGAAAAUUCAGCUUGGUUGGAGCGCUCUGCCAAUGCUCACAGGAUGCACCCUAUGGCUUGCAAGGGAGACUAUGGGAUUGAUCCAUCUGGAUUAGGUCCUGAAGAUUUUAAUGGUUCAACUCCUCCACAUGAAAGAGAUGUUGCAAGUGAGUUCACUAUGAAAAUGCUUUGCCCAGCUGACAGGAUCGGUGGAGUGAUUGGCAAGGGUGGUUCUUCUGUCAGGCAAUUAGAGCGGGAUACAGGAGCUAGUAUCCUUGUUGAGGAUGUUUCUAGAGAGUCAUAUGAAAAAGUAAUUCGUGUCUCUUCCUUUGAGGUUCUUCGGGAUCAAAGAUCUCAUACCAUCGAUGCUAUUCUUUAUCUUCAAGAUAAAACAAGUGAAGUUUCUGACCAGGGAACAAUAACAACAAGACUGCUUGUUUCAUCGAAUACGGUUGGCUGUAUUCUUGGGCAAGGAGGCCAUAUUAUCAAUGAUAUGAGGAGGAGAAUCAAUGCAGACAUACGCAUAUUUUCAAGGGAUAACAAGCCCAAAUGUGCAUUGGAUGAUGAAGAACUCAUUCAGAUAUGUGGAAGUUUUGGGAUGGCUAAAGAUGCCUUAAUAGAAAUUGCAUCAAGACUUAGAACAAGAUGUCUGCGUGAUGCAAAUUCUAAAGGGGAACCUGCUCCAGCAAGACCACUCCCCAGAUAUUGCCCCACCGAAGAUUUAUACAGUGGUGGAUUCCCUCCGUUGAAUACUGCUAGAGCUGGAAGCUCAGUAAGCUAUGAACAUAUGCGGGGUUUCUUUCAUGACAUUGAACCCCCAAGUUUUCCUUCUCCUAAUACUACUCAUGGUACUGUUCGCGACUUUGAACUACCAAGUUUUCCUGCUCUUUCUCAUGCCACUCAAGGAAGAGCCUGCAACUUUGAACAGCCUGGUUUUCCUACUCCUCUUCAUACUACCAGGUACCAGGAUAUCAAUGAAGCUAAAAUUGCUUCUGUAUCAGCAAUGGAAGGGGUCCACUGGACUGAGGAGGUUGCAGGAGUUAGAAUGCGCAUGAGCGGCCGGGAUCCAUAUCCAGAUCCUUAUCUAUCUGACUUGAGCAGGAGGGAGCUAUUCUCUGCUCCACAAAAUACAUACUUUGCUGCUGCUGCUUCAUCUCCAGAGAGGAAUAUCUAUGAGCGACCAGGCCUAAGCCUCCAUCAAGGGCAAAGCUACAAUUUUUAUAAUAAUCGAGGUGCGUAUGAAGAUAGUAGUGCUGCUUCUCCAGUUGCGUAUGAAACUGCUGCUUGUAGCGGGACGCGGCAUGAUGAUAUGUACCAACGCAUGGGCAUGAGAAUGAAAAUGAGAGCAGAAUAUGGUUCUUAACAAUAUUGAUCGGUUAUGAAUGCUAUUUUGUACAAAUAAUAAUAAUAAUAAUAGUGAGACAAGAUGAGAUGAGAUGAGAUGAGAUGAGGCGAGGCGAGGCGAGGGAGUUUUCAAUUGAUCAUCAUGUGAUUGUAGAAAUUAGUUAAGUUGGUAGUGUGUACGGAAAUUGAUCUCCCAACUUAUCAAUUAACCAUGCCAAGGUUGAACUGA
Molecule: messenger RNA, 2779 nt
Organism: Andrographis paniculata
Lineage: Eukaryota; Viridiplantae; Streptophyta; Magnoliopsida; Lamiales; Acanthaceae
Product: KH domain-containing protein At4g18375-like
Exons: 8
Coding region: 458-2569 (703 amino acids)
Biological process (GO): regulation of gene expression
Cellular component (GO): cytoplasm; nucleus
Molecular function (GO): mRNA binding
Source: RefSeq, a predicted model, not a curated record